AUUUAACGGUGACUGAAAAAACAAAAAUGACGCUGUUUUUUAUGAUAUCAAUUGUUUUUGUUUACAGGGUGUAUUGCAUAAACGUUCUUGAUGUUAUGAAAGAAUUGGACUCCUUAAAACAAGAGAUACGCUCCCAAAACCAACGAUUGGAUCACUUGCAACACAUAAUGAACGAUCUUUCCAAAAGAGACAUUGUGAACAAGUCGCUACCAAUCGAACACUUUGAAACUCGGAUAAAGAUAAAUGACAACAAAAGAAUGAUUUCUACGUCACAAAUUGCAUUUUAUGCGUCAAUGUCAAACAAUGAACCCACCAUUGGUACACAUCAUUUGCUCAUUUUUGAUCAUGCAUUACUCAAUGUCGAGAAUGGAUAUCAUCCGAAUUCCGGGGUGUUCAUAGCUCCAAAGAGUGGAAUAUAUGUGUUUAUGUGGACCCUUCGAUUAUACGAUCAGUCCAUUGUGCUCGUGGUAAAUGGCAUUGACUACACUUCAAUCUACAAUAGAGCGUUUGAUCAUGACGGUACUUUGCAUACCAUUGGAGCGGAUGAGUCCGUGACAGGAUAUGCCGUCGCUAGGGUCAAUCAGGGAGAUGAUGUCUUCCUUCGAACACAUUCAGCGUACAAAGGCAAGGAGGGAAUAUUCAGCAAUGGUUUUGGCUUAUCAACGUUUGGUGGCUGGAUCUUAUUUUAGAGAGUUUUUUUCGACUGAAAGUUUUAAAAUAUAUUUGAACAGCAAUCAAAUAUAUAUGAACAAAGCUAAUAUUUUAUUAAAAAUCGAAUUCCUUAAAUUAAUCUCUUACUAAGCGUCAAAAUAUAUAUUUGAAAUCUUGUAAACAUCAAGUUAUAUUAACCAGAAAUCAUUCAUUCCUUAUUUUCUAAAAUAUUUCUGUUUGUAUAAAUGUUUACAAAUGUCCUAUGUCUUCUUAUUGUUUACUUGGAUAAGGUAG
This is a messenger RNA of Magallana angulata, 945 nucleotides long. RefSeq names its product cerebellin-1-like. The record is from RefSeq and is a predicted model, not a curated record. Gene Ontology annotation, molecular function: protein binding. The transcript has 2 exons. Bases 27 to 689 code for a protein of 220 amino acids. Lineage: Eukaryota; Metazoa; Mollusca; Bivalvia; Ostreida; Ostreidae.